UUCACCCAGCUAGCUAGUGAGCUAGCUUCCUGAUAAAGAUGGCCAGCUUGGGAAGGGUCGCCGCCGUCUUGCGGAAUGCUUUGAGGAGCCCCCGGUCUCUGAAGAGCUUCGCACUGCGCCGGGCCCUCGGACCCGGUAUUGUGGGGGCUGUUGUCGGAACUGGGUUUAUCUGUUAUUACCAGUAUCACGCCAACAACAGGACUCUGCCCUUCGCCGUUCACGCUGAGGUUCCAAAAGAAGCUGCUGUAGCUCCCCAGCCUUCCGCCAGAAGGAUCCGAUUCAACCAGUUCGCCUCGGUGGUCUACGAGCAGGAGCCCUACAUGACCCCGAGAGACUUCCUGUUCUCGGUGAUGCUGGAGAACGUUGACCGGAAGCUGCAGAAGAGAAUUUUAACAGAGAAAGAAGUUACCAGCAUGCUGGAGACUGCCUCUAAAGCUCGGGCUGGUAACGAGCUGUUCAGAACCAUCGGCGACAACGGUUUGAUAUCCUACACAGAGUAUCUGUUCCUGCUGACCAUCCUGACCAAGCCGCACACAGGGUUUCACAUAGCUUUCAAAAUGCUUGAUGUCGACGGCAACGAGCAGGUGGAUCAAAAGGAAUUUCUUAAGCUGAAAAACAUAAUCAGGAAAAAUAAAAUGAGAAUCCCCAAGGACGGCACAGAGAAGCCAGCGGAGGAAGGGAAAAGCGCCAACACUACUCUGCAGACGUACUUCUUCGGCAAGAGAGGAGAAAACAAGUUAAAGUAUCAGGAGUUCCACAGGUUCAUGGAGGACCUGCAGGCUGAAGUCCAGGAGAUGGAGUUCCUGCAGUUCUCCAGAGGUAUGGACACCAUGCGGAGAGAGGACUUCGCCGAGUGGCUGCUCCACUACACCAACGAAGAAGACAACGAUGUCUACUGGCAGAACAUCAGGAAGAGGAUCCCUGCUGGCCAGAGUAUCACAUUUGAUGAGUUCAAAGCAUUCUGCCUCUUCGCCAACAAUCUGGAGGAUUUCGCCUUUUCCAUGAAGCUGGUGACCGGAGCCAACCGUCCCAUCGGAAUGGCCCAGUUCAAGCGAGCCGUGAGGAUCGCCACAGGCCACGAUCUGUCUGAGAACGUGUUGGACACGGUGUUCAAACUGUUCGAUAUGGACGGAGACAACUGCCUGAGCCACAAGGAAUUCAUGGCCGUGAUGAAAGACAGAGUGCUGCGGGGUCUGAAGGUGCAGCAUCAGAACGGCAUCUCUGGCUACUGGAAAUGUGUGAAGCGAGAGACCAUGAAAGCAGCUCAGGAGGCCCUGGGGGGGGGGACCGGGUGCCCCUUCUGAACGG
Messenger RNA from Anoplopoma fimbria (sablefish), 1308 nucleotides. RefSeq names its product mitochondrial calcium uptake 2 (gene micu2). Gene Ontology annotation, cellular component: uniplex complex. The record is from RefSeq and is a predicted model, not a curated record. Lineage: Eukaryota; Metazoa; Chordata; Actinopteri; Perciformes; Anoplopomatidae. Gene Ontology annotation, molecular function: calcium ion binding. Bases 39 to 1304 code for a protein of 421 amino acids. Gene Ontology annotation, biological process: calcium import into the mitochondrion; mitochondrial calcium ion homeostasis. The transcript is spliced from 12 exons.